UCCCCCGUCCAUCACCAUCACCCGCCUGCUCUCUGAGUCCUACACCGGGGCUUAAGGACGAUGAUUCGGCGGUCGAGGGUUGAUCUGAGUGUGGGGGUCACGUCGUGAACGAGUUGGAGGCGGACGAGGAGGAGCAGGAGGAGGUGUCUUUUUUGCGGGGCUGAGCGAGGUUUGGAAACGGGUGCAAAGAAGAGGGGUGAGUGGAGAGCACGUCACUCCGGCAAUUGGACGGAGCUCCUCACUCGGAGAGGCGUGCAGAGGACGAGACAGCGAGAGAGACAGAGGAGAAGGAGUGACUUCAGUCAGAAGGCGGCGGUGAUACAUGCGCAGCGUGUUUCCAAUGCUCAAGGCAAGAUAAAGAACUGCUCAUGCUUCAACUCUUUACCCCCACGUUGUCGGGAGCAAGAUGAGCCUGGGCACCAUAGGGCAGAGAAGAUGACGAGAGGGCAACAGCAGCAGAAGCAAUCACACUGAGCCACGGAUGCCUCCUCCUCCUCUCUCAACGAUGACCUCUGGUCCAUACGAGCGGCCGAGUGGAGCGGCUGAGGGCUCAAACUCACCGCCGGAGUCUCCCAAAGGUCUAACGCGAUGAUCCGUGACUGGAUCUUCUUAAUUUCACAUUCGCCUUCGCCUCCUCCUCUCGUUCACCAAAAUCGAGACGACGUGGACGACGACGACGCGGGAAAAGAGGAGGAGGAGGAAGAGGAGCGUUGAAGGCCACCAAUGAUGUCCGAGCUGCAUGGACACGAGAUCAAUGGGUCAGACUCCUCGUGGCCGGGGUUGGAGGCUCGUGGUGAGAUCGGCAGCAGCGGCAUCAUCAUCAACAGCAGCAACAGCAGCAGCAAUGACACCGCCACGAACGACUGGCAGCUGCCACACUCCACCACCACCAUGGUGACCCUCACCCUGAUCGUGAGCUUCAUCAUCCUGGUCACCAUCUUCGGCAACAGCCUGGUCGCCAUCGCCGUGUUCACCAGCAAGUCCCUCAAAGCCGCACAGAACCUCUUCCUGGUGUCGCUGGCGGCCGCCGACAUCCUGGUCGCCACGCUGGUGAUGCCCUUCUCGCUCGCCAACGAACUCAUGGGCUACUGGGUGUUCGGCAGCUUCUGGUGCGAGAUGUACCUGGCCCUCGACGUGCUCUUCUGCACCUCGUCCAUCGUCCAUCUGUGCGCCAUCAGUCUGGACCGCUACUGGAGCGUGACGCAGGCGGUGCGCUACAACAUGAAGCGCACGCCGCGUCGUGUCAAGCGCGCCAUCGUCAUCGUCUGGGUCAUCGCCGCCUUCAUCUCGUUCCCUCCUCUCGUGGGCACGGGCCGCCCCCCGGCGGAUGUCCACCGCCACCAGGGUGCCGGCCGCAACGCGAGCGGCUCGCCCUCCUCCUCCUCCGUGUUGCCCAUGUGCAAGCUGAACGAGGAGACCUGGUACGUGCUGUCCUCCUGCACCGCCUCCUUCUUCGCCCCGUGCCUCAUCAUGCUGCUCGUGUACGCGCGCAUCUACCAGGUGGCCAAGGGGCGCGCGAGACGCAGGAGUCGCGGGGGCAGCGAGAGGGAAGCGCCCUUGGCCGAGCUGCAGCAGCAGCAGCAGCAAGAGCAGCAGCUGCAGCAGCAGCAAGAGCAGCAUCUGCAGCAGCAGCAGAUGCAGCAUCUGCAGCAGCAGACGCAGCAGCAGACACAACAGUUGCAACCACAGCAACAGCAGCUGCAACAAAAUCCGAGUGCGUUCGAAUCGCAAGCGGAUGAAUUGCGCCCUCUUUUUCCUCCUCCACCUCCUCCUCCUCAACACCCUCCUCCUCCACCUCCUCAAACCCCUCCUACUCCUCCACUCUCGACGACCCUCGCCCCGUGCGCGCCACGGCAGAACGGGCAGUGUGUGCGCGACGCUGCUGGAGGAGAUGGCAGCUCGGCUCUGGAUGAGGACGUGUUGGUGGAAACCGCGGAGCAGACAACGCAUGACCUGCAGCAGCAGCAGGAGGAGGAGGGGGAGGAGGAGGAUGAGACUGGAACCCUUCGCGCAACGCGCGUCUCCGUGAUGGACGUCGUCAGUAGCAAUGGCAGGCAGUCGCACCUUUUCGCCGCGAGGCAAGGAGGGUUUAUUGGCCACGAGACGACAAUGUCAAACGGAAAGCACCUCGUCGAGGGUGGUGGUGGUGGUGGCGGAGAUGUUGUGAUGAUGCAGGAGGAGCAGGCGGCAGCGGUGGCGGUGGUGAUGAUGGAUGAGAAGAGGGAUGAGAAGAGGGAUGAGAAGAGGGAAAUGACGGAGCGAGGGGAGCGCAGCGGCCCCUCCCGGCCGUGGUCUUCACGAACCGUGGUGGUGGCGGCGGCGGCGGUGGAGGUGGAGGAUGAGGAGAGAGACGCCGAGACGGAGGCGGGAGACGACUACGACGACGAUGAUCCCAGGCCGCAGGGGAGCCUCUCGCUCAGGUGUGACGAGGAGGGACGACGAGGAGGAGGAGGCUCCAGCAAGCUGGGCCUCUGCAGCACCAAGAUGGCCAGACGCAAGCUCACGGCGGCUCGUGAGAAGCGCUUCACGUUCGUGCUGGCCGUGGUGAUGGGAGUGUUCGUGGCCUGCUGGUUCCCGUUCUUCUUCUCCUACAGCCUCACCAAGAUCUGCGAGGCGUCGUGCAAACCUCCCGAGUACCUCUUCAAGUUCUUCUUCUGGUGCGGCUACUGCAACAGCUCGUUGAACCCGCUCAUCUACACGGUCUUCAACCAGGACUUUCGACGAGCCUUUAAGAACAUCCUCUGUCGAAGGCGCCCACGGAUGCGCUGAUGCGUCUAACAAUGACAAUGGCCACGAUUGUGAUAAUGAUGAUGAUUUGCAUCGCAUUUGUUGAUGCAUUGCUCGAUGAAAGUCCCACCACGUCAUGCUGUUCAUGGGGUGGGUGGAGUUGGUGAUGGAGGGGGGGGGGGGUCCUUGACCAUACUUCACCAAGCUGGUCAGUGAAAGGUUGCGAGUGCGAGCCGUGUUGUGCUCAAGACAGCUUUUCAAAGAUGUCUCACUCGCCACUGAUGUUAGCCCGUGGCCAGGGAAUUCGACCGCACUUCAGGAGCCGGGGCUCAUGGCGCAGUGGCACAAACCGCUGCGCAACCGCUCCCCGUUUUGAUAGACCGCGUUGGUAAUGUUACUGUAACGAAACAACAACACCGUGAACGCGAACGAAAAAAUGCGAAACUCCAUAAACACAGCGAGGUACGGAGGUCUUUUUGAUUUUCACGCGACAAUUCUGCACCUCACGGAAGGAGGGGAGUGGGAGAUGAUCAAGCCGAGGUUACUCUCAGACGGACGAUGCCAUUGUUGGGCAGUUUUUACAACAACAAAAAAGGAAAAUUGACCCAACAACAACAUCUAUGACGGGGAGAAAAAAAAGGAAUGCCCCUACAGUAUAUAUUUUUGUUGGUACGAUUGUCAGCUGACAGCGGUUAUGUGCGGUGGUAUCGUGCUCUCGGUGCUAGUGGCAUCCGAGUCUUCGUGUGAGAAGGCAAUUCUGUUUGCCCUGUUCACUGACAAGCCACAACUAGCGGUGCGACUGUGACCUUGCAACCCAAACUGUGGACCGUGGAGUUAAACCGCUGUUGUUUGCGCUCCUUCGACGGGGAGGAGGAACGGCGACACGACACGAACUCUCGGCUGAAGCCCUCUCGUCGUGGCUAGCAGACCUCCACAUUGAUAUUUACCUCCCGAACACAUCGCUGCCCUAAGCGAGAGGAGACAAGAUCAUUGGUUCGUGGCUGUAAGGGGUUUAUCACCCCCUCCCUCUCUAUCCCAGAUUCGCAAACCUCAGAAUCAUAAUUCAGACUGGAGGAAUCCGAUGAGCUAUGAAGCUCUUUUCCACAGAUGUCCAGUAUGGACGGGCGAGUCAGCCUCAAGAGAACUAAAUCUGACUCGGGGUCAAGCAGGGCCAAGGGUGGAGCUAUUUCAACACCUCGAGACAGAAGGGUAUUAACAAGCCAUUUGAUUUAACUGUGAAAGUAUGUAUUGAUAUUAACGCAAAGGUAUUAUGUUAAAACGUACAUCUACAGCACAAUAGCACGUGCAUUUAGGUGCAGUAUUAACAGGCUUAGUCGAGAGACGGUGUAGCCAAGGUGGUACUGAAAACAAACCCAAGUGUGAGUGAGAUAUUCAAAGUCGCAUCUCAUGCGUGCUUGGUUCAAGCCAAACCACCUCAUUGUCCUGUCCGCUCAGCUACAGCUCCUCCACCAGCUAUUAUGAACCCCCGCCACCCUGAGCCACCCGGCCACUCUCCACCCUCUCGUAUUUAAGAGAGAUGCAGUAGACCGCAUCCACCCAUGCGGAGAGUUUUUCGUUCACAUUUGAGGCAAGAUGAAAAUGUAGGGGGCAGAUUUCACAAGGUCACGCAGUGGCCUCCUCUUUGCCAACAAUGUCGUGGGCUCUUUGAUAACUCUGCUUUUGCUUUCUUGACCCUCACAUAGCCAGAAGCCACCGAGAGCUGUUUGUGGGGUUGUUGCUCCUCUUCUUCUGGUGUUAACGGAUUUAUUUUCUCCAAACACCGCACGUUCCCUGUGGUUAUAGGGGCAGCAUUGUUAUCGUGACUGUGGGCCUCCUCCCUGCCGCGUGCUCCUCCCUCCUUGCAAUGUGGUUCAAAGCAUCGCUCGCGUAAUCACCGCAUGGUCUAUUGGUUCAUAAGUGCACAAUA
Lethenteron reissneri (Far Eastern brook lamprey) is the source of this 4654-nucleotide messenger RNA. Its product is annotated as alpha-2C adrenergic receptor-like. Gene Ontology annotation, molecular function: alpha2-adrenergic receptor activity; epinephrine binding. NCBI's taxonomy places the organism in Eukaryota, Metazoa, Chordata, Hyperoartia, Petromyzontiformes, Petromyzontidae. Gene Ontology annotation, cellular component: plasma membrane. Gene Ontology annotation, biological process: G protein-coupled receptor signaling pathway. The record is from RefSeq and is a predicted model, not a curated record.